UUGUCAUCUGGUUAUGUGCAUACUGAGUCACAAUAGCAAUUACAGAAAAUCUCUACGUCCAUGUGGGAGUUAAAGGAAGUAAAAAAAAAAAUAUAUAUAUAUGUAACACUGCACCUGUGCUUUAUUGCAGACUAUGCUGCAGAUACUUAUGGAUAUGGGACUGCCUUUAUACAUGUUGUUCGGUUCAUUGGUGUACGAUGUCUAUGCCACACAUUCAUUAGGUGCAUCAACAUUUGUAUCUGCGGCUUUGAGCGUACCUUCUAGAUGCCAGUGUAUCUCAAAAAAGAAUGAGAUCUGUUCGUUCAAGAAGCACAUUAAGGACCUCACUGUGACAAUGCCAUCGUCACACUGCAGCGUCCAAGAAAUCAUAGUACAUCUGAAUGAUGGGAAAAGACAAAUGUCAGCCUGCAUACAACCAGAGUCGGAAAGAGGAAAAGCUCUAAUUCGCUGCUGGGACAAAUUUGAAAAAGAUCCUCAGAAGAUGAAGAGAUGUGCCAAGAGAUGUAAAGGUUGGAAAAGACCCAAAAGAAAAAACACAAAGAAAAGAAAAAGAAACUGACCUUAGUAAAAAAGCUAAGAUUAUAAUUGGUGUGAAAGAUGAAGCAAAAUGACUUGAGAAGGCCUCUUCAUACAGGACUAGCCAUGUGUUUAUUACAUCCUAGUUACAAAUCUUCUUUACUUCAAACACAAAAAGAACCAUUUUAUAGAAAUAUAGUAUGAAUCAUCAGUCUAUAUUCUUAGUGAGUUCUAUAUUGUAUAAGAGCUGUAAAGGUUUUCAUUUUAAAAUGACAACAAAAAGUCACAUAUACAUAGCAUAUAUCGGCAGUUAAUUAUUAUUAUUGGUAAUUUGUAGAGCGCCAAAAGAUUCUGCAGCGCUAGUUAAGAAAUAUUUGUAUAUAAAAUAUAUAUCUUUUAAAGUAAUUUAACACUGCCAUUAUCUUAGCAGAAUUUACAAGGUGUUGCAAAUCAAGAGUCGUUCAGAGGUACACCUCUUGAAAAGCCAAGUGGAAUCUAUGUUCCUGGUCUCAUUUGCUGGGGACAGUUGGGGACAGAUUUAAAAUGAUGAUCCAACCAAUCACUGUAUAUAAUAUUGCAGGGUCAGCUAUAUUUCAAAUAGAGUCAGCAGGUUCACUGAAUGAUAUGAAUCAAGCUGAAAAUGGAUGAAAAACACCUGAGCUAUUUUGUGACAUUUACCAAGUUUUUGCUAAAAAGACUGGAAUCUAGGGGGCCAAUUUAUCAAGUGCCGGGCGGACAUGAUUUGCUGUAGCGAAUCAUUUCUGCCCGGCAUCGCUAAAUGCUGAGAACAUACGCCGUCGGCAUUUAUCAUUGCACAAGCAUUUCUCUUGAAAUGGUUGUGCAAUGCCGCCCCCUGCACAUUUGCGACCAAUUGGCCGCUAGCAGGGGGUGUCAAUCAUCCCAGCGCUACGGAAUUUGGCGGCGCUAUACAAAUAAAUGAUAAUAAUAAUCCCGAUCGUAGCAGAUUGGGAUGAUAGCAGUCCGCCACAUAAAAGGUCACGGACAAGGAGCAACGGUCUUAUGACUGCUGCUUCUUAACUUAAGUUUCAGGUGGACCUGAAACUUUGGGCGGAUUCAGCAGCAUCCGCUGCUUGAUAAAUUAGGCCCUAAGUCUAUGUUUCUUUUAUUUGUUUACUUUCCAGACAGUAUUGUUCAUGUGUUUAAUAGCAAUUUCUCAAAAUCAUAAUAAUGUAUUUUUUGUGUUUGUAAAAAAGGAUUACUGUCAGAAUAAAGUUUUCCUGUAGUAAAAUUGUCUUCAGAAGUAUGAGCAUUUAGUUGAACAAAGAUCUCAUAGAUAAAGAAACAUCACUUUCACAAUAGGGCACUUAUUUCACAUUAAAAUAAAUGAAAACUUCAUUACAUAA
Molecule: messenger RNA, 1880 nt
Organism: Bombina bombina (fire-bellied toad)
Lineage: Eukaryota; Metazoa; Chordata; Amphibia; Anura; Bombinatoridae
Product: C-X-C motif chemokine 9
Exons: 4
Coding region: 134-559 (141 amino acids)
Biological process (GO): neutrophil chemotaxis; inflammatory response; chemokine-mediated signaling pathway
Cellular component (GO): extracellular region
Molecular function (GO): CXCR chemokine receptor binding; chemokine activity
Source: RefSeq, a predicted model, not a curated record